AUGGGUGGGAAGAUGGGUGGGAAGGGGAAUGGGAAGGGGGAUGGGAAGGUGGAUGGGAAGAUGGGUGGGAAGAUGGGUGGGAAAGGGGAUGGGAAGAUGUGUGGGGAGGCGAAUGGGAAGGGGAAUGGGAAGAUGGGUGGGAAGGGGAAUGGGAAGGGGGAUGGGAAGAUGGGUGGGAAGGGGAAUGGGAAGAUGUGUGGGGAGGGGAAUGGGAAGGGGAAUGGGAAGAUGUGUGGGGAGGGGAAUGGGAAGAUGGGUGGGAAGGGGAAUGGGAAUGGGAAGAUGUGUGGGAAGGGGAAUGGGAAGGGGAAUGGGAAGAUGUGUGGGGAGGGGAAUGGGAAGGGGGAUGGGAAGGGGAAUGGGAAGGUGGAUGGGAAGAUGGGUGGGAAGAUGGGUGGGAAAGGGGAUGGGAAGAUGUGUGGGGAGGCGAAUGGGAAGGGGAAUGGGAAGAUGGGUGGGAAGGGGAAUGGGAAGGGGGAUGGGAAGAUGGGUGGGAAGGGGAAUGGGAAGAUGGGAAGAUGUGUGGGGAGGCGAAUGGGAAGGGGAAUGGGAAGAUGGGUGGGAAGGGGAAUGGGAAGGGGGAUGGGAAGAUGUGUGGGGAGGGGAAUGGGAAGGGGAAUGGGAAGAUGUGUGGGGAGGGGAAUGGGAAGAUGA
Molecule: messenger RNA, 654 nt
Organism: Lampris incognitus (smalleye Pacific opah)
Lineage: Eukaryota; Metazoa; Chordata; Actinopteri; Lampriformes; Lampridae
Product: protein qua-1-like
Exons: 1
Coding region: 1-654 (217 amino acids)
Source: RefSeq, a predicted model, not a curated record